Mauremys mutica (yellowpond turtle) is the source of this 6724-nucleotide messenger RNA. RefSeq names its product tectonin beta-propeller repeat containing 2 (gene TECPR2). Gene Ontology annotation, molecular function: protein binding. Bases 158 to 4627 code for a protein of 1489 amino acids. Lineage: Eukaryota; Metazoa; Chordata; Testudines; Geoemydidae. The record is from RefSeq and is a predicted model, not a curated record. The transcript is spliced from 20 exons.
CCCCCCGCCGGCGCAGCAGCCGUCGCUCAGCCGUGCCCGGCCCAGCGGCUUAGUCUUCCCUCGCCCGGGGCCUCGGCGGGGCAGCCCCUGCCCGCCCGCGAGACAUGAGGGGCCCGGCCCCUUGCUGAGGUUUCCUUAGUGUGAAGUAAAUGUGUUUAUGCCAGCCUGUAAACUGCUGAAACUAACCCUUACCAUGGCAUCUGCAGCUCUGCCAGUUACGUUUAAGGAGUUUUGCCCCCUGUACUAUCUCCUCAAUGCCAUUCCUACGAAGGUCCAAAAGGGAUUUCGCUCCAUUGUGGUGUACCUCACAGCACUUGAUACCAGUGGGGACUACAUUGCUGUGGGCAGUAGCAUUGGAAUGCUCUAUCUGUACUGCAGACAUUUAAACCAGAUGAAAAAAUACAAUUUUGAGGGGAAGACUGAAUCUAUUACUGCUGUAAAGUUGUUGAGCUGCUUUGAUGAUCUUGUUGCUGUUGGUACAGUUUCAGGCCGGGUUGCAAUUUUUCAACUUGUCUCUUUGUUACCUGGAAGAAACAAACAACUUCGGAGAUUUGAUGUGGCUGGUAUCCACAAAAGCAGCAUCACAGCCUUAGCUUGGAGUCCCAAUGGAAUGAAAUUAUUCUCUGGUGAUGACAAAGGGAAAAUUGUCUAUUCUGCUCUGGAUUUAGACCAGGGUAUUUGCAACUCCAGUCUGGUAUUGGAAGAGCCAUCUUCAGUUGUACAAUUGGAUUAUAACCAGAAAGUGCUGCUGGUCUCUACUUUACAGAGAACACUACUUUUUUACACAGAAGAAAAAUCUGUCAAGCAAGUUGGAACACAGCCCAGAAAAAACACUGGCAAAUUUGGAGCAUGUUUUAUACCUGGACUGUGUAAGCAAAGUGACCUGACGCUAUUUGCCUCAAGACCUGGGCUCCGCCUCUGGAAGUCUGAUGUCCAUGGAACUGUGCAGGCCACCUUUAUUCUAAAAGAUGUAUUUGCUGGAGGAAUAAAGCCCUUUGAACUGUAUCCUCGGCUGGAGUCAUCUGACAAAGGAAAUUACGGCUUCCCAGAGAAACACCUUGGGCUCAUUUCUUGCCUUUCCCAGGAAGGAUGGGUGCUGAGCUGGAAUGAAUAUAGUAUCUAUUUAUUUGACACAAUGAACCAGGCUAUGAUAGGUGGCUUGGAAGGAUCUGGUGAUAUUGUGUCUGUGUCGUGUACCAACAAUGAGAUUUUUCUCUUAAAGGGAGAUAGAGACAUAAUAAGAAUUUCAAGUAGACCUGAAGGACUUUUAUCAAUAGUUUCAGAUGCAAAUUCAAAAUUGCUGAGUCCCUUACCAGAUUUGAGUCCCAAAUUGCAGAGCCCACUAUCUGUGGUUGUAUCUGUAUUGCCUGGCCCUUCCGUGGAAACACACCAAAAAAUAAAAAUGGUUCCUUCUCCCAAAAUUAUUGAUGAUAAAAAUGACUCUUAUUCUGUAGUGAAAGAUGAUCUGGAAACAACAGUGGUAUUGGAGAAAAGUCUUGAUAGAGUGGGGGACUUAAGCAGUGAAACAAGAAAAAGAGGCUCUUCGGUAGUAAGUGAAUCAAGAAGCAGGAGCAGUUCAGUAAAUUCUGUGGACAGUGGCUCUAGUCUCCUGACAAGUGGAGACCAACCAUUGUCUGAAGUGCCUAGAGAGAGUCAACCUUCUUCACAACGGUUCAGCAUAAUUAGCUGUGAAGACUUUGACCAGGAACUUAUUGUAAAACCCAUCAACGUGAAAAAGAAGAAAAAGAAGAGACAAGAAAAUGUGACCAGGAAAAACCACAGCUCUCUGGAAGGUUUACCAAACUAUGAGCGUCAGUUUUCUGGUGAUAGUGUACAUUCUCUAAAUGCAGAUUCAUUGUCCAUGACUUCGAGCCUAAUGAGCUAUAGUAUAGAUCACUUGAGCACAGGUUCUCCUGAUCAGGAGAGUGAGUUCAGUGUGGAGUCGCAUGCUGUCUUGCAGGAGGAUAAUGGCUCGGAAUCAUUCAGUGUGCUUCAGUCUCCAUGCAUUAGUACAGCAACAGAUUCGGAAGAAAAUGGAGGUACAAUUGAAUUACUAAAACUUCCUAACCAGGACAAUGGAAUGAAUACACCAGCUGUUACAGCUACUCUGACAGCCAACCCUCUCUUAAGCCUCACUGAAGACGUAGAGGGUAGCGAAGAUACAGAAUGUAAUCCAAGCCUGCUUUCUGAAAAUACUGAAUGCCAUUAUAAAUUAUUACCCCAAGAGGAACAAAAGAAUUUUCCUGUGCUAUGUAAAGUAGAUGAAACUUUAGCUAGAAUAAGUCUGAAGGAUACUGAAAAUGCUUUUGAAGAAACUAAGAUCACAGACCAAGUGUCUUUAGGUUUUAAUACCACAUGUGUUGCUGAAAAAUCACUGCCACAGGAGGGAAGUGAUGAAGUUCACAGGGGAGAGCAGCAGCCACAUUGUUUAAUAAAUACUGCCUCAGAAAACCCUACAGAUCCCCAGCCUGACAUCUCUAGGGAAGAUGUGUGUUCACAAGAGACAGUUUCUGGAUGGGACUUGGAGGAUGCAAUCAAAGCUAAGUGUAGUGCUGCUGCUGCUGAAUGGGUAACCAACACCCACGAUACCAGGACUGAGAGAUCUGCAUCCAGUGAUGAAGAGGAUAUUUAUGGGCAUGGGCUACCAUAUUCAUCUUCAGAGACUAGUGUGACAGAAAUUGGGGGAAGUUUUACUUCCCAGGAUAUGACCAGAACAAGCCUAGAUGAAAUAAUGCUCUUAAAAUCAGAUCAGUUUGCAGAAAGCUGGAUGGGAUAUUCUGGCCCUGGCUAUGGGAUACUCAGCCUGGUUGUCUCAGAAAAGUAUAUUUGGUGCCUGGACUACAAAGGUAGUCUCUACUGUAGUGCUUUACCUAGUGCAGGUCUGCGGUGGCAAAAGUUUGAAGACGCUGUCCAGCAGGUGGCAGUCUCGCCUUCAGGGGCUCUUCUCUGGAAGAUUGAACAGAAAACUAACAAAGCAUUUGCCUGUGGAAAAGUAACCAUAAAAGGAAAGCGCCACUGGUAUGAGGCUUUACCUCAGACAGUAUUUGUAGCUUUAAGUGAUGACACUGCCUGGAUUAUCAGAACUAAUGGAGAUCUGUAUCUGCAAACAGGCCUGAGUGUGGAUCGUCCAUGUGCCAGAGCAGUAAAGGUUGAUUGUAUGUAUCCACUAUCUCAAGUUACAUCCAGAAACAAUGUAGUGUGGGCACUGACUGAGCAGCGGGCACUUCUCUAUCGAGAGGGAGUGAGCAGCUUCUGUCCUGAAGGAGAACAAUGGAAGUGUGAUCUUGUCAGUGAAAUGCAAGCUUUGGAACCAGUGUGCAUAACUCUUGGAGACCAACAGACAUUAUGGGCUUUGGACAUACAUGGAAAUCUAUGGUUCAGAACUGGUGUAGUUUCAAAGAAACCGCAAGGAGAUGAUGACCAUUGGUGGCAAGUAAGCAUUACCGAUUACGUCGUGUUUGACCAGUGCAGCCUCUUCCAGACAAUAAUCCAUGCAACACACACAGUGGCAACAGCAGCCCAGGCUCCAGUAGAGAAAGUGGCGGAGAAACUUCGAAUGGCAUUUUGGUCACAGCAGCUUCAAUGUCAGCCAAGCCUUCUUGGAGUCAACAGUAGUGGCGUCUGGAUCUCUUCAGGCAAAAAUGAGUUCCAUGUAGCAAAGGGAAGUCUAAUAGGAACAUAUUGGAAUAAUAUUGUGCCUCGAGGUACUGUUUCUGCCACAAAAUGGGCUUUUGUGUUAGCUUCCACAUCUCCAACUAAAGAAGGAAGCUUUCUGUGGCUAUGCCAAAACAAGAAGGAUCUGUUUUGUGUCAGUGAUCAGAAUCCCCAGUUCCAUCCUUCUUCAGUUCAGCUACCGCCUGAUGCUGAAAUGGUGUGUUAUUCAGCCUGCCAGGAUGCCAUAUGGGGUUUGAAUAAACAAGGACAGGUCUUUAUCAGAACACUUUCACCAAGUUGCCCAGCUGGGAUGCACUGGACAAAACUGGACCUUUCUCAGCUAGGUAUGGCUUUUUGUGUCUCUUCAUCAUUAGGAGCUAUAAAAUUGACCAGUUUGGCAUGUGGAAAUCAGCACAUCUGGGCGUGUGAUACUAGUGGCAGCGUUUACUUCCGUGUAGGAACUCAGCCUCUAAACCCAAGUUUGAUGCUUCCUGCGUGGAUAAUGAUUGAGCCACCUGUACAGCCAGUGGGAAUAAACUUGGUCAGUGUUCAUUCAAGUCCAAAUGAUCAGAUCCUAUGGGCAAUUGAUAGCAAAUGGAAUGUCCAUGUACGAAUAGGAAUUACAGAAGAAAUGCCAGUAGGCACUGACUGGGAACAUGUACCAGGGUUGCAGGCAUGUCAGCUGGCUAUAAGUACAAGAACUGUUUGGGCAUGCUGUCCAAAUGGAGAUGUAGCACGUCGGUAUGGCAUUACUGACAAAAACCCAGCAGGAGACUACUGGAAGAAGAUUCCAGGGAGUGUGUCUUGUUUAACAGUGACACCUCUAGAUGAACUGUGGGCGAUUGGUUCUUCAGGAUACCUUCUUCAGCGUCUCACGAAAACAUUCAGUCACUCUCAUAGCUUGCAAAAAAGUAGUGACACUUCUGUUUUGCUUCAUCCCGAUGAUUUUGAAGAUGAAUGGGAAGUGAUAUGAAGGCACUCAAGCAUGAGAGGCAGUGGAAUAAUGAGAGAGCAAUGCUCGUAUUUCCAGUAACAUGCAUAGAAAAUGUUGGGGUUUAAAGCCACUUGUAUUUAAAAUGCAAUAUUAGCACUUUUUUAACUAAAAAAAUGACCUUUCAAAUAACCCCCAAACUGUGCAUUCAUAUGUUUUUUCCAGUAUUUCUUGGGAGACAGUAAGUGUGUCAUACUGAAAUUGUUCAAUUGUAUUACCCUAGCACCUCGUUUGGAAAUAUAACUCUGUUAACCUUAUUAGCAAUGAAAGUGAAUAUUUUACAACAGCAUGCACACUAAUAUAUAUGUACUUCUUCUUCUUUUGAGAAGGCUUUCUGUUGCAUUAAAUAUUUCUCAAUAGCAGAAACAUUAAAUAUUUCUCAAUUUCUUCCUGUACUUGAAACUCUAGUUAGAGAAAUGCCGUCUGUCUGUCGUGUCGUACCAAUUUAAGAUGAUCCCAAUAGGGACUGAAAACAUAUUCUACAGCACGGGUGUCAAAAUGAAUAUUGUUUGGACCAUUUUCAUUUCAAAAUCACCAAUGCUUCACUGACCUCCCAUCUCUGGACAUUUGGGUUUGAUAACUGGUUUCAUUCACAGAUGAGAAGUUUGAAAUUACCGUAAUCUCAGGUGGAUUUGUCCACCUCACAUACCAUCAAGAAACUGACUGAUUGCUCCAUGAGGCCCAGGGCUGGAAUAGCAGCAAAGUUUCUGGUAUAUUGGCAGGAUUGUGUGAGGCAGCUUUCUUGGUACCUGGUGCACUGUAUUUGUGCCUGUAGCCAGUGCUUUAUGGACUGGACUCAUUUUUUUUUAAAGUACCAAAUUCAGCCAGUUUAAAAAAUAUGGCAAUUGAUAGAAUUAAUUAUUUAUAUAUAUAAAAAUAAUUCUAUCACCCAUAAAAAGUUUGUGAUAUUGUGGGGAGGUGCUUAACAAUAUUGUGAUUUUUAGCUACAUUAGCUAAAUUUUGAAGUGUCUUAACAAAUGUUGCAGCAGAGGUGUUUAAUGAACUGGGCACCAUGCUGAAUAAAUUAAUCAGUGCUGUUUAUUUUUCUUUAUGUUCUAAAUGUUCUCUAAAGGAUACCUCAUUUUUAAAGACUAGAAUUAUAGAUGAAAAGAACUUGAGUUCACUGAUGUAAGCGGAAGAAUAUUUUUUGUGUUCAUUCUAAACUCAUACAUCAUCAGAAUGUUUAAACAGCUGCUAACCAAUGCUGUAAAUGAGCCAGCUUCAGGAGGAGAUGAGGAAAAAGUGGAGAGAGAAUUCAGUAUGGAGAACCUAGGAGUCAAUGCAUAGAGAGACGUUUCCUUUUAACCUCUGCUCUUUCAAAAUAGCUCUUGUGCUUGGUUUGGAAUAGACACAGGUGAAAGGUUUAAAUGUAAAUCUGACUGUAGAGAGAGAACUAACUUGGUUCACUUUUUUUUUUAAAUAUAGCAUGUGUAUUAUUGACUUGGUUCUGUCUGAUUUUUAAAUCUGUGGUGAUUGGGGAGAGAUCAGGUUUGUUUCCCUUUGACAGCUGAUCUGUUUUGAUUUCUUUCUCAUCUGUAUAUGGAGACUGCCACAGAGUUUCUUUUUUAGUCUUCCUGGCACCACACUCUAAUGGAUUCAGCUUCUGAAGUUACCCAGUUUGUUUUAUACAAACAUGGCAGGGUGUUUGUUUUGAGAACCCCUUGGCAAGUGGAAAUUCAGUAUCUUGUGGCAGCUCCCAAGUCAGCCAGUUCAGAGGAGGGACAAGACAUCUUCCCCACUCCCUGUCAAGGACCCGAUGCUCAGAUACAACGGUGUUAUUUAAUACUGACGCUUUUUUUUAUUACACUUUUAAAAAGUCGUCUUGGUAAUGGCUUGAGCUUGCUGGCUGUUUGUACACCACAUAAUACUGUACUUUGCUUUGUUCAUUAAUAUUAAUUGGUGUUGAAAGCCCUUCUAAAUUGGUGGGACUUUUUUGUGUAAUUUGAUUAAACCUGAACCCAGGUAAUAAUUUGAAACACUUUUUUAACCUCCUUACUUUCCUUUAUUUCAGUACUUUUGAUUUUCUUUUAUUUUUGUUGUGCUUUGAGAGAGAGUGCAAUAAACUAGACUUUUUUCAAA